Messenger RNA from Sinocyclocheilus grahami, 4107 nucleotides. RefSeq names its product TBC1 domain family member 8-like. NCBI's taxonomy places the organism in Eukaryota, Metazoa, Chordata, Actinopteri, Cypriniformes, Cyprinidae. The transcript is spliced from 19 exons. The record is from RefSeq and is a predicted model, not a curated record. Bases 389 to 3643 code for a protein of 1084 amino acids.
GCGCGAAUGAUUGACAGGCAGAACGUUCUUCUGAUUGGAGGAGCGGCUGUCAGUCACACAGCUCCUCAGCGGCGACCGUUUACUCGCGAUAUAAAAUUAGUUAUUAAAGCGCUUUUGUUUUGUCGCCUCAGUAUAACCGGACCAGCACGUGUAAAAUCGCUUUAGAGUAACGUCUGCAGCUAAAGACAAUAAAAAGAAGCGUCGGUUAGUGGAAUUAACGCGGGAAACGCAUCGUCAGCUUUACGCGUGAGGAGAAACUUCCCCCGCCGGAACCGAGGGCAGGAAAGCUGGAAAAAGCGGAAAUAAACAGUCGCGCCGAAAGAGGAACUGCAGCUAUGGGCGGAAUGCGAGGCUAGUGAGUAACUUUACUACAGCGAGCAGCGCGAGGAUGUGGAUCGCUCCUGAAGAAGUCGCGCUGAAAAACGCGCUGAAGCUCUGGGUGACCGACAGAUCCAACGAGUAUUUCCUCCUGCAGCACCGGCGAGGACACGGAGACACCGGAGGGAAGAUCACAGGUUUGCUGGUGGGCGCGCUGGACACCGUGCUGGACUCAAAUGCGCGCGUGGCCCCGUUCCGGAUCGUUCUGCAUGUUCCCGGGUCGCAGGUCAGCUGGGUCAUAGCCAGCGGAGCCACGAUAGAGGAGGUGCAGAAACACUGGAAAUGGCUGGAUCAGAACCUGCUGCCGUACAUGGCUGUGUUUGAGAAUAAAGAAGACGCUGCCAGUUUUGUGCAGGGCAAAGUGAAAGGUUUAAUCGCGGAGGAGGUUUUGGGCGGUCAGGCUGCACGGGAGGAUGAUCCGGCACGCUUUCGGGAAGAUCUGGCGCGGUUCGAGCAGCGCUUCGGACUCCCUCAGCGAGAGAAACUGGUGACGCAUUACUCCUGCUGCUGCUGGAAGGGCCACGUGCCGCGCCAGGGCUCACUGUACCUCACCACCAACCACAUCGCCUUCUACUCAUUCCUACUGGGCAAAGAGGUGAAGCUGUUAGUUCCGUGGGCUGAAGUGAUGCGGCUGGAACGUGUGUCGGUGGGUUUGCUGACGGAUGUGAUCCGUGUUCACACGAGACGGAAACAGAGGGAUUUCUCCAUGUUUCUGAACGUGGACGAGGUGAUGAGGGUCAUGUGUCAGCUGGCUGAUAUCGCCCUCCGCAGGCUGCUGGACAGCGGUGGACUCACACUCGACCAGUCACUGCAGGACUCCACCAACAUAACCAAGAGGGUGUUGGAGGAACAGGCUCUCAGGCAGUACGUGCUCUCUCUCUUUGGCUUGCCGCGGGCCGAGCGUCUGCAGGAAGUAAUGUCAUGCUCGGUUUGGACUCCUCACGCCCGCUGCCACACGCCGGGCACCGUCUACACCACAGAUGGGUAUCUGUGCUUCAGCAGCCGUGAGGAGGGCCAUUGUACUCUCAUCAUACCCCUCACAGAGAUCCUCUCCAUUGAGAAAGCGGAGAGCACCAGUGCUCUCCCUAACCCCGUCAUCAUUAGUGUCCGCUGUAAGCGAGCGUUCCAGCUGAUCGAGCUGCUCCAUCGGGACGAGCUGGUGGAGAACGUCAGGCACCGGCUGAGAGAUCUGCACUGGAAACAGAACUUGAUCUGGGGACACGAGCAGCGCAAGAAAUCCACGAUCUCCUCCACACCAUACUACACCUUCUGUUACGACACCGUCCAAUCAGACGAGGAGGACAGCAGCGCCAUCAUCUCUGAUAAAGCUCUGCGUCACACCGUCCACACCGACCUCGUGUCCACAUUCCACCCCAGCCAAUCAGACGCUCCGAACAAGACCAGUAACACGGAGCAGGUUCGAGAGCGUUUGUGGGAGGAACACUUCACCGAGUUCGGUCGCGGCGUUCACAUGUUUCGCACGGAUAAGAUCCGUAAGCUGGUGGCGCUGGGGAUCCCCGAGUCUCUGCGCGGAGAGCUGUGGCUCAACUUCUCCGACGCGUGUUCCUCGCUGGCAGCUCAUCCCAGCUACUACGCGGAUCUGCUGGAGAACACAGAAAACAGCUACGCGUGUUCCUCGCUGGCAGCUCAUCCCAGCUACUACGCGGAUCUGCUGGAGAAAUGCAGAGGGGAAAGCAGCAUCGCCACAGAGGAGAUCGAGCGAGAUCUGCACCGCUCGCUGCCGGAGCAUCCGGCCUUCCAGAACGAGACGGGGAUCUCAGCGCUGCGCCGCGUCCUCACAGCCUACGCCUUCAGAAACCCCGCCAUCGGCUACUGCCAGUCCAUGAACAUCCUGGCCUCCGUGCUGCUCCUGUACGCUAAAGAGGAGGAAGCGUUCUGGCUGCUGGUCACUGUGUGCGAGCGGAUGCUGCCCGACUACUUCAACCGCAGGGUCAUCGGUGUGUGCUUCACAAUCUCUCUACAACCUGAACACCUGUCUGCUCAUCCCAGCUACUACGCGGAUCUGCUGGAGAAAUUCAGAGGGGAAAGCAGCAUCGCCACAGAGGAGAUCGAGCGAGAUCUGCACCGCUCGCUGCCGGAGCAUCCGGCCUUCCAGAACGAGACGGGGAUCUCAGCGCUGCGCCGCGUCCUCACAGCCUACGCCUUCAGAAACCCCGCCAUCGGCUACUGCCAGAGUUCUGGGGAAGAACGCGUUAGUCGUUCUAGAUCAACGGAGAAUUACAACCAUCAUCUUUCUUUGUUUUACUUUGAUUUGUGUGCGUGUGUGACGUCCUCCAUCUCUCCAUCUCGUCUCUCAGACGCGUGUUCCUCGCUGGCAGCUCAUCCCAGCUACUACGCGGAUCUGCUGGAGAAAUGCAGAGGGGAAAGCAGCAUCGCCACAGAGGAGAUCGAGCGAGAUCUGCACCGCUCGCUGCCGGAGCAUCCGGCCUUCCAGAACGAGACGGGGAUCUCAGCGCUGCGCCGCGUCCUCACAGCCUACGCCUUCAGAAACCCCGCCAUCGGCUACUGCCAGUCCAUGAACAUCCUGGCCUCCGUGCUGCUCCUGUACGCUAAAGAGGAGGAAGCGUUCUGGCUGCUGGUCACUGUGUGCGAGCGGAUGCUGCCCGACUACUUCAACCGCAGGGUCAUCGAGAACCGCAAAAAAACAGCAGACGUGUCUCUGUCGCAGCAAGACCUGUCGGAGCUCUACGACCUCUUCAAGUUUGUCAUGAUGUCUGUGGUGUUCUUCUCAGCUCUGAGCGAGGACGCAGAAGACUCGUCUCCUCUGAAGAGUCCCGUGUUAUCCAGCACCAGACCUCUCUGUGUCAGCGCCAACGGAGAGAGGCAGAGUUAUGAAGAGCAGCUGCAGCAGAUGCUUCAGGACCUGAGCAGAGGAAAGCAGAAGAACGAGGAGAAGCCUCUUCCUCACAUGAACCAGCACCAGUUCAUCCAGUUCUGCAAGACGCUCUACAGCAUGUUUCAGGGCGAUCCGGGCGAGGCCGAGCUCUUCCAGGCCAUUGGGAUGGUCACCAGCCUGGUGCUGCAGAUCGGAGAGGCUCGACAGAGCGGCGAGACCCGGAGCGAGGAGCACUGGUCAGCCAGCUUCGAGCAGAUCCUGGCCUCUUUACUGACCGAGCCGGUGCUGGUUAGCUUCCUGGAGCGACCCGUCCAGCUGACAGCCAGGAUCAGCGCCGCCAAGCCCCGUCAGUACCAGGAGCGCGCCGGGCUGCUGAUGAUCCAGCACACACACCCACGAGUGCCUUGAUCUUCACACAGACGUCUACACAAUCCCAUGAUGCCGCUGGGGGGAGCCGGACUCAACUCAGCCGGAGCUUUAAUGAAGGCAAUCUGUGUGUGUUUCAUCAGCAGCACACUUUACAGAUCUCAAGUCUGACAGGACUGAACUGUUUACAUGUUACUGACCGUAUGAUCAACUCACAUGAAGGAAAUACUGAUCGUUAUUAUUAUUAUCGAACGAUUCUGAAUCACCAGGCGAAUCUGAUGCAUGCUGAAAGCUUCAGUUAGAAUAUUUACACUGCUCUUCCUCAGUAUUUCCAUCUUGUUUUAUAUCUCUAAGCAUUCUUAAAUCAAGACACAUUUACAGGAUGACGCACAACGACAGAAGAUAUUAAAGGUGAGGUUCACCGUGGGUGAACCGUCCCUUUAAGUCUUGUUUUCUGAAAAAAGCUUAAAACAAGAAAAAUCUUCCAGUGGGGUCAGAAAAAUAAU